This is a messenger RNA of Trichomonas vaginalis G3, 348 nucleotides long. RefSeq lists its product as uncharacterized. NCBI's taxonomy places the organism in Eukaryota, Parabasalia, Trichomonadida, Trichomonadidae. The record is from RefSeq and is a predicted model, not a curated record. The coding region runs from base 1 to 348 and encodes 115 amino acids. The transcript has a single exon.
AUGUGGACACCAAUUUUGUUCAAAAUCAUCAAUCCAUCGGAUAUCGCUGAUGCUCCACACCACGACUUAAAGGAAAUAUCCUCAUGGUUCGCAACAAUAGUCCUCGUUAUUAGUAACUUAUACAACUCUGCAAUCAGCUCUGUUCUUGAAAAGAGAUUUUUAGGUAUUUGCACAAACAUGUUCAUUUUCAUGUUCUUGUUCUACUUAUUCCUCUCAAUUCCAGACUACUUCCUUGGCCUCUUAAUCAUGAAUCUUUUGGCACUUGUUCCAUUCUACAUGCUGAAGUUCGAUUCCUGCAAGGCCUGCGUCACCAAGAGGUUCUGUGGAAAAUGCGAAAAAGCUGAAUAA